Messenger RNA from Hemiscyllium ocellatum (epaulette shark), 5511 nucleotides. It is a transcript of the gene tmem185a, whose product is annotated as transmembrane protein 185. Bases 63 to 1115 code for a protein of 350 amino acids. The transcript is spliced from 7 exons. The record is from RefSeq and is a predicted model, not a curated record. NCBI's taxonomy places the organism in Eukaryota, Metazoa, Chordata, Chondrichthyes, Orectolobiformes, Hemiscylliidae.
UCCAGGGAGAGAGGAGAGGCAGAGAGGGUUUGGAGGCUGCUCUCACUGGGCAGGACAGAGCCAUGAAUCUCCGCGGGCUCUUCCAGGACUUCAAUCCCAGCAAGUUCCUGAUCUAUGCCUGCCUGCUACUGUUCUCUGUUUUGCUUUCUCUGCGCCUGGAUGGGAUUAUCCAGUGGAGUUAUUGGGCUGUCUUUACACCUGUCUGGCUAUGGAAACUCAUGGUCAUCAUUGGAGCUUCAGUGGGAACAGGAGUGUGGGCACGGAAUCCGCAGUACAGGGCUGAAGGGGAAACCUGUGUGGAAUUUAAAGCAAUGCUGAUAGCUGUGGGAAUCCACCUUUUGUUGUUGAUGUUUGAAGUUCUGGUGUGUGACCGGAUUGAACGAGGCACUCAUUUCUGGCUCCUUGUCUUCAUGCCUCUGUUCUUUGUAUCUCCGGUGUCAGUAGCUGCUUGUGUAUGGGGAUUUCGACAUGAUCGGUCUUUGGAGUUAGAAAUCCUGUGCUCUGUGAACAUUCUUCAGUUCAUAUUCAUUGCUCUAAGACUGGAUGACAUCAUCAAGUGGCCUUGGCUGGUGGUCUGUGUUCCUUUGUGGAUCCUGAUGUCAUUUCUCUGCCUUGUUGUGCUCUACUACAUUGUGUGGUCGGUACUUUUCUUGCGGUCUAUGGAUGUGAUAGCUGAACAAAGACGGACCCAUGUUACAAUGGCUAUCAGUUGGAUGACCAUUGUUGUUCCACUUUUGACCUUUGAGAUUCUUUUGGUUCACAAACUGGAUGGCCACAAUAAUUUUUCUUAUAUACCAAUUUUCAUCCCUCUCUGGCUCUCUCUGAUAACGUUAAUGGCAACCACAUUUGGACAGAAAGGAGGUAAUCACUGGUGGUUUGGAAUCCGCAAAGACUUCUGCCAGUUCCUCCUGGAGAUCUUUCCUUUCUUGAGGGAAUAUGGAAACAUUUCAUAUGAACUUCAUCAUGAUGAUAGCGAGGACUCUGAGGAAAUACCUGUACCAGAGCCUGCCAAAAUAGCCCCAAUGUUCCAUAAAAAGACUGGAGUUGUGAUCACCCAGAGCCCUGGGAAGUACUUUGUUCCUCCUCAAAAACUCAACAUCGACAUGCCUGAUUAAGAUUGGAGAUGGUAAUGGACUUUGGAAUGAAAUAGUACUGUCUGGAUAUGGUACAUUUAUGAUUAACAUGCACUAGUUCUUGUAUAAAUGGGACUUGUUCUGGCACAUGGAAUUCUGCUGCCAGUAAUGUAAAAUUGAAUCUGUAUUCACUCUCUGUUUGCCUUUUUUUUGUCAGUUUAAAAGUGAACAGAGCUCCUGUGCCUACAGCUUUCGUAAAGGUUACACCCAGGGAGUAGAAAAGGUGCUGGUAUUUUAUUGCUACAUUGAAAUGCACUGAUGUUGGAAAAGACACUGUGCUGAGUUCACACUUUAAUAUAACCUAUGCCUGUUAGUUUCAAGGUUUGAAUAUAAAACUUGAAUGAUCAAUAAUCUGAAUUAUGAUGUAAAUAAAACUGCAAAUUCAGAAUUUAAUGGUCAAAGAAAUUAGAUGGAACUGGUAAGUAGAACUGACCAACUUUGAACUGAGGGGAGUAAACUAUACUUAAGUGAUGCUUUACAUGUAGCAUAAUGAUUGAAAGGUUAGCACAAUAUCGGUAGAGAAUAGCUGAAAUUACAUUACCAAUCGACUGCCAUGACAAUUGAGAAGAAUAAUAAUGAUUUUUCAGAGCCAAGGAAUGGGAACUAUUUCUUCACCCGUUUCUCUCCAUACACCCAGGUAAAGUGCAUCUGUUGUUAUAAAAAGACAAUUGGAGGCAGACUUCAAUUAAUUUUUGCAACUCUUUAGUUUUGCAGUUGUGCUUUCUUUGUUCACCAUGCUGUCAUUUUACAGCUUUGAUUGAAGUUUGUUUUGAUGGCUGCACUUAUAUUCACACCCAGGACAAAACUCUUAAUAGUAAAUCCAGAAACAGUUUUUCUCCCCCAUUCAUAUUAGUUUGAAGAGAUUGUCUUUAUUGUGCUGGGACCUGAUAUAAAACACAUUCAGGUCUAUUAUCACAGCUCUCCCUCAGAACGAUAAUAAUUAAAUCAUCAUAAAUCUGAACUCAUUUACUUAGAUGAGAUUCCCUACAGUAUGGAAACAGGCCAUUUCACCCAACAAUUCCACACCGACCCUCCGAAAAGUAAUCCACCAGGAUCCAUUCCCCAAUGUUUACCACUGACUAAUGAACCUAACACUACAGGCAAUUUAGCAUGGCUAAUUCACCUGAUCUGCACAUCUUUGGAUUGUGGGAGGAAGCCAGAGCAUCUGGAGGGAACCCACACAGACACAGGGAGAAUGUGCAAACUCCACACAGACAGUCACCUGAGGUUGGAGUCAAACCUGGGUCCCUGGUGCUGUCAGGCAGCAGUGCUAACCAUGGAGCCACAGUGCCGCCCAGCCACAUUCUUACUAAAAUUCUGCUUAGGGAAGUUAGUAUUCCCAAAAGUGGUUGCAAACAUUUAGAAAUCUAAGUGCAAUGAAGGUCUCUAAAGAAUCUGCCUGGAAAGAGGAUUAAGAAAACUUCUUGUGUGUUUGGAGAACAAUACAUUUGCUCCGUGUGCCUGAUGCAUGACAUUGUUCUUGAUCUUAUUCCUAACGAAGACAUGGAGUGCAAUAAUAUGUUGUGUAGAAAGUAAAUGUAACUUUUUAAUGCAUGAAUAGAAAUUUGAAUUUUUAUUGUGUGACAUAUUAAAGUAGGUCGCCUCAUGCCAUUGGCUGUUUAGCCAGUUUAACUCCAGUGAAAAGUGUAUCAUGCUUUUUGAAUACCCUAAGUACUCAGUAGAUUAACACCUUCCCUUGAAAUAAUAUUUGUCUCUGGUUAGGUGUUUGAUGCAAUGUAAAAGACUGCUGUAAUAUAUCGAUGCCUCCAAUGUCCCCUCCUAGUUCUAAUGGCUAUGUAUUCUUUGAAUGGCGAUCGAGGUAUCUGCUUGCUGAGAUUUUUAAACAGAAAUUGGGUUAAGGCAUCACUUAUUGGGGGGGGGGGGCUGCAGUUUGAGAUAUUUACUUGUGUUCUGAGGGUAGGUAAAACGUACUAUAGCUUAUUCAGCUUUGGGGAUGGAACAGUGUGAUGAAUCUGCUUAGCAAUGCAUCAGAAGUCAGAAACAGUUUAAAAGUGUCUAUUCUUGUCACUUUAUAUGUCUACACAUAAAUUUUCGUGUUGUGGUUUAAAUAGUAUGUGAUACUGCUCCUUCCACCUGCACUGCCAUUCAAUGAAAUCAUGGCCAUUUUUUGUUUGCUGCUUUAAUUUACAUUCUACAACUGAGGUUCAUAAUGUGGCCUAACUUCCUACUUAAACACUGAAAUGAAUCGUUUUACAUCAUUGUAAAAUAAUCUUGGGAGUGAUUCACUCAGUAGUGUUGAUCUCAGCCCAGGAUGGAAGUCAACUUUACAAAAUACUUGCCCAGUCAAUGUUAUGAUUCUGCUGCAAAAUUGAAGCAUGAAUAGAAAAGAUAAAUUCCAUGUAAUGUAAGUAAUACCCUAUUAAAGUUUCUUAUCCUUUAUUUUCUUGAGCUUGCACCAGCAAUAUCAAAAGCGUUUCUCUCGAAUGGUUCAUAGCUGUGUAUUGCAUUUAGGAAAGACUAGAUUUAACUUGUAUUAACUCAAAUCAAUCUGGCUAAUUCUUAGCAUUAUCAAGCUGCAUUAGCUACUAUCUAAGUAGCUAACCCUUUGCCAACUGUUGCUUCUUCCUAGUCAAUCCAAACUAUGGAGAUUAUGACAGAAGGAAAAUAGUGCAGAUGCUGAAAAACUUAAAACAGAAAAUGUUGAAAGCGCUCAGCAAGUCAAUCAGAAUCUGUGGAGAGAGAAACAGAGUUAGUGUUUCAGGUUUCACCUUUCAUAGGUGAUGCCUGAACUCCAUAAGAUGAUUAGUGACAGAUUUGAAUUUAUAAAUGUGAUUUGGCAUUUAACGUGAUCAGAAGGGAAGUGUUACCAUAGCAGUGGCGACUGCAAACUGCUUUAGAAUAGCAUUCAGUGUAGUUUCAAUAUCUUGUUAAAUAUGUACUGGUUUCAAAGAUAGUUUUUGAGUGCAUGUAAGAUAUGCAUUUUGAGAUUCUAUUCCUUGCCUCUACAACAUCUUAUCACUAAAAUCUAUUUUGUUAUUUGGGCUGUUAAGAUCUGAAAGUUUUUCUCUUUGUGUUUUUCCUUGAUUCGUUGUUUCACAGGUGAGUUUAGCCAGUACCACUGCUGAUGCUGCACUCACAUUACUUCAGUUUAUAUAGGAUUCAAAUUAGAAAAUAAUAUUGUAGGCUAGUCCCAGUAAUGGUGAUUGUGAAGCUAUUCCUUCAUACUAUCGUAGUAAAAAUCCGUCUGGUUCACUAAUGUCCUUUAUUGGAAGAAACUCUGCCAUUCGUAUCUGGUCUGCCCUACAUGUAACUUCCGAUCCACAGCACUGUGGUUGACUCUUAACUGCCUUCUGAAAUGGCGUAGCAAGCCACUCACUUCAACGGUGGUUAGGUAUGGUGACAAAAUGUUGGGUUUGCUAACGAUAACUACAUCCCAUGUACAAAUGAAAGAAAAUGCUACCCUAAUGAGACUGUUGUCAACCUGUUGUGGAAGUUGCCAGCUCUUGACUGACUGACUAUCAGUGAUACAGUAAAGUGGGUGGCUUUAACCAGUGUUGAGGAGGGACAUGCUCUGCCAGGUUACUGUACAGGCAUUGGGAGUUGACAAUUAUCCCUAUGCAUUUUGAGCAGUGAUUAUCGGUCACUGAAGAGAAAACUUAUCUUUUAUGACAUCAUGAAAUGGUUAUUUUGGUACACAAAUAUCAAGUGUCCUUUGGGAUAUUGCUUAGGUAGUCUUGUUGAUCUCAGCUAUUCUUUAAUUUUAUGGUAUGUCUUAAAUUGAUCAGUUUUGCAGACAUUAUUUCAAACUGAGGUAUUGCCGCUGUUAUAUUAAAGCUUAAUUUCUCCUUUAAUUUUAAAACAAUAAUUUAAGUUCAAUUGCAAUAUUUGGCAAGCCACCCACACCUAGAUUAACUAUCCUGAGUACCACUAAAAAUCAACAUAUAUGAUGAAAGUCUCACAAAUAAUUGAUCAUCUUGUAAUAAAUUGUGUUACUAGUAUUUUACGGAUGUUCUGUAAGUUGUUAUUUCACCAAUGCUGUGGAGGAGGGGUGGGAAAUGAACAUGUUGAUUGGUGGAGAGAGAGAGCGAGGGGGGUGGGGUAAUGUACUUUAUAUAUAAUGCUACACUGAGUGGUUAUAUAAACGGGUAUGACAUAUUAAGUAUUUCAGACCUAAAGAUCGUUAAGCUUUAGCAGUAUGAGUUUGUGUUGAUCAAGGAGGAGAGUGCAAAGCAGGAACUCUCAGCAGGCCUGAGAAGAAGUGCAAUCAUUUGGUGUAAAAUAGCAAUUGUUUAUUGUUGGACCAAACAGAGAUUGACAUUUUGUGUUUUGUUUUCUUUCAUAUAAUACUAUUUGUGAAAUAUCUGUAAAUGUGUAUUGUGUACAUGCUGCUUUUUGUUCAAUAAAUCAAAUAACCAAA